GCAUCGACAUGAGUCUCGGGAUCGUUAUGACCAGCUGAAACAAGGACAGGAGGUGACUGACGGCCGGAUCGAUCACAACAACGUGGAUGUCUAAGCCAACAGUGUGUACCUAACGCAGACAAUUAAGGAGCUGACGCUCGUCGGGCGAAAAGAGUCCGGGAAACCCAAGGAGUCCGGGGAGGAGCGUAGGAGGACUGUCGACAUGAUUGCAGCCAGCAAAAAACUGGAGGGAAGCGAGGCAGAGUUCGAGGGUAAGGUGAGCAGUUCUUCUCAUAUGAUCAUGACUCCCGAUGUGACGACAGGCAAGGGAAGCUAAAAUAGGGGCGACGAGUUUCUAAAGACGAGAGACCACGCGAUCCAGGCCCUAGGCGGCGCGUGGGGAAGCUUGGCGAUGGACACUAGGGGCAACCACCUUCCGUCGAUGAAUGCAACAGCACCUCCGACGAACCUGGGAGGAUCGACGAGUCCAAGUGUCGUUGGAUUGGGAGCUGCACCCAGCGGGUCGGGGCAGCAUCGGGUGGAGCAGGGUGCCCCAAGCGAGACAUGAGGGUACCUCGGGUCCAGGUCGGGUGUUAUUGUCCUGGGUCGAGGAUUCUCGUGUGGCAAUCGAGCCGUCAGAUGGGAGGCAGAGAUGAACCGUCCGCCGGGAUUCAUCCAGCCAGGUGGGGCGACAUCGAGCGAACUAGGCGAGUUGUGUCAUGAGUUUUCGGGUCAGGGCAAGUCGGAGGCAAGGGCGAGGCCGCUGCAGCCUUGUUCAAAGGGCGAACCGCUACCAUCGAGUUUUCUCGCUUCAAUUACCAUGAAGAUCCAUCCGGUUGGAUGUCCAGGGUGGAGAAAUACUUCAAGUACCAGGGGAUUACGAAAGAUCAGAACGUCGCCCUAGCCGCAAUUCAUCUCGAGGAAGAUGCCAACCAGUGGGUGAUGUGGUUGGAAGAGGAAUUCGAGCAAGGUGGUAUGGAAAUGUGGUGGGAAGACUUUCGCGAAGAGUUUUGGAAGCGGUAUGGGGCUUCAAAGAAAGCCGCAGGACAUAAAGCACUGGCCAAGAUCAAGAAGUCAGGAUCUGUGGAAGAAUAUCAGCAGACCUUCAAAAAAUUGCUCAAUUGCUGUCGUGGCUGGGGAAAAGAGGCCAUCAUGGGCAUUUUCAUGGGUGGAUUGCAACCGGAGAUCUCCUCAUACAUCCGGGUCUUUAAUCCGCAGAACACGAGAGAUGCAUAUCGGCUAACGAAGAUUCGGGAAGAGAAAAUUCUUGUGGAGAAGACGACGAGUGGGACCUCCUCUCGAGGGACCCCGACGACACUAGUAGGGAGAGCUGGUGAUAACGGCGUAUUUACACAUGUUUGCACCCUCGUUUCUUGAUCAUUUUGGCUUGAGUUUUUGCUUUCUUGGACUAUUUUACGCUAGGUUGUGUUCCUUUGUCACAUUUCAGAUCCUAGUAUGUAAAUUGAAGCAUAGGCGCAAUUUUCAAGUCAAUCGGAGAUCAUUUGGCAAUUCGGGAGAAGAAACACGAGCAUGACCUGAGGAAGAAUGGAUUUAUACCUCAUAUUAUGGACAAAUAAUCAUGAAAUCUUGUCAUGAAAAGAAAGAGGACGAGACUACGAGCGUCUGAGAUCAAACGGCGACUGACUCGGAGUCCGGACGAGGGAGAAACGAAGCAUUAAACAGGAGCGGAGGAAGAAAUACGGGCAUCCCCUGCCCAAUUACGGGCGUAAUUGGCUCUGCCUUGACCGUAAUGCAAUGCCGAGCCAAAUACCUGAGAAUGCCUUCGAAGAUCAAAAUACGUGCAAGAGCAAAAUGAACUACUGUCGUAAUUCCACAAAUACUGGCAGUAAUUGGGUAAUUACGACCGUAAUUCCUCUCAUCAGUGUUAAGUGAAACGCGCGUUUUGGGUGAAAUACGGGCAGACCAUGUUUACGAUCAUAAUUCAGCCCGUAUUUUGCCCAUAAUCGGGUUUUUGAGGCAGAUUUGAGCCAAAGGAGAGAGAAUCGAGUAUUUGAGCUAAAAAAUAGAGCUUUAUAGAGAGAAAGUGCGAAGAACAAACCCUAGGAGCUAUUUGGAGUGGAUUUCUCACCAUUGAAGCCCAAAUUGCUUCCCUAGGAGUGAAGAUCGACAUCCCAGAGCAGAUUAUCCUCAUCUUUAUGAGUAUGACUACUCUGAUUUCUGUUUUCCUCGCUCUCUCUGUGGAGUAGAACCUUCUCUCACUUGGGUAUGAAGAACCCUAGUUCCAUGUGUUAGGAAUCUUGAUUGUAAUGACUUGGGAUUGAUAUAUUGAUUGGUUAUAAUCGAUUGAUGCAUGAUUCACUGAGUCAAUUGAAGUCUGAUCAUCUUUUCUUGAUUUCUGCUGCAACCUGAAAUAGAUAGAAUCUUAUUAGGUUGUUAGAGCUUCAUCAAUCAGUAGUGGUAGAUUGGUUAUACGAGAGUUAAUCGAUUUACUGCUUUGUACUGGAACCCAAUUUCAUUAGUGGAGUUCUGUGCUUAUUGCCUCAGCAGUCUAUCCCGGUGAAGGUUAGUCGCCUGUCGGUUAGCCUGCCUGAGAGGGCUUGGUCAGCUUAAGAGAUUCCAAGCUACUGUCGGAUCUUCCGCAGUUUAAUCAACAGUUAAUCAACCCAGGGUAAUUACAAUCUUGACCUAACUAAGGAGCUAGGGUGACUCAUUCCCGAGUGACUCUUCCCUUGCUAAAGAAUUUUGAACCAUUUCCUGCUUUCUUACUGCUUUUAGUUAAAAUCACAAUCACUCGACUUAGUUUGCUAGAUAAUAGAUAAUCACGGAGUAAGCAGUAGAUCUAGACCCAAGGUUGACAAAUAGAGCUUGCCACUUACUGCAUUUCCGGACUGUGAUUACACUUGGUCGCAGUUUGGUGUUGUGUUUUAGCGUGUCAAGUUUUUGACGCCGUUGCUGGGGACUCUAGGUUAUUGUAGAAACAUGAAAGUCUGUUACUUUAGCAUUUACUUUUAUGUAUCCUCUCUUUUCCACCCUUGCUUUUUACUUGGGUAUUUUGUUUUUGUUGGUGCAGAUCUGAUACAUGGAUUCUCAAGGCUUCUCCAACCAUUGGGAGUAUCCACCACAACCCGAGUGGUAUUACCUCGAGACUUCCUGGAGCACCCAAGGAGGAGGAGACUAUGGAGUCGGGUUUCAGUACCAACCCCCCUACUACGAUGAACAAUCAGACCCUUGGGUAUUUCAAGAACAAUCUCAUUAUCAAGAAGAAUUCCUCCCACAACUAGAAGGGCCAGCAGAUCUUGAUUUAGUUACAGCCUUCCCGGGCCAUCCAGCAGAGCCAUGCUACACUCCACAGCCAGAUCCAAACUAUCACUUGAGGCUUCUCGUGGAGCAGAUUGCUCGAGUACCUGAGAGAUCCUUUCACAAGAUGGAUCCUCAUAUCCAGGCAAUGGCCCAAACUGGAUUCUCUUUUCCCCGUGAAACGGAUACCCUUCGUAGCAUAAAGAAGCACAUAGAGGUCAUUGAGAAAGCUUGUGCACAGUUUUCUCAAGACAACCUUUAUGCUGCCAUACAAGUAGAGGAGGAGGAAGAAGAAGGCAAUCAUGAGGAUGUUGAGGAGCAUACAGAAGUUGUCACGGAAAGCUCCCAUGAUAAUCAUGAUCAAGUGUAUCCUCUGGUGGUAGAUCACAAUUGUCCCCAUUUCUGCUCUGAUAUGUUGGGCCCGAGCGAGGAGAUGCAAGAUGAUCUCAUUGAAGAAAUUACAUGGCGACUUGCUCUCCAAUCUGUGCUAGAAGAAGGAGAGCGAGAAAGGGUGAGGGAAGAAGUUGUGGAGGAUGAGGAAGAAAGCAAAGAAUAGGAAGUUCUUGAUCUUUUCCAAGGGAAGAGACCACAUUUUGAAGAAGAAAGGGGGGGGGGGGGGUGGAGGAAGCAAUUGGCGUCCAGGCUGAGGAAGAAGUUGAGGUGGAAGAGGCUUGCACCGGCCCUAUGUUACAUGUGAUAUCUCCACCAAACUUCAAGGAGCUGCUUGGCAAGGACCCAUUUGCAAUGUCUCUUUGCCAGACCAAGAUCACAUCAACAUCAAUCCCUCUUGGUGGAUGCGAUAGUGGUCAAUCGAUGAUAUCUUAUCUGGUUUGGGGAAAUGAGACAAGAGCAAACGCGAAGGAGAGGUCUCGAGAGUAGAGACUUCAUCUUCCUCAAGGCCACGAGCCAUCUUCAUCACCUAUCACAUCACCUACUUGUGACUUGAGACUCCACAUCAUUGACGAGAACCUCAACUUCAAGGAGGUUCUGGGGUGGACCGAAACUUAGGAGCCACCGUCCAGCUAAAGACGUAAAAAAAGCGCUUGUGGGGAGGCAACCCCACCAAGGUUUGUUUUCUUUCGUUUAUUUUUGGUUUGUCCACUUGGAACUAUGGUUUCUAUCACCCAGUGUGUUUUGCUGAUGCUAGCCCCGCUGAUUGGUCCACUUCCAGUCCCCCGACAGUCUUUCCUUCUGGUAACAUCGUUCCCCUUGUCUUUCCCUCUGCUCCAUUGAUGGCAAUGUCGAACUUAAGUGUGGGUGAGUGCUUUGUAUUGGUUGGAAUCUAUAUAUGUGUGCUUGGAGCCUAGUCUGCUGUACAAAUCUCGAGAUUUGAGGGCUCCAAGUACUGAGGUUUGCAUUAUCAUGUUGGCACUGUGGAUUUGAUUGGUGAAUCAAAUGACUUUCGAAUUAAUGCAUGACAACUUGAUUGUAACUAGGAAAACCUAUGAUGAUGACUGAGACGUGCAGUAGGAUUGUGUAGGGAUCCGUUUUUCAACUGUUUGCUUACCAACUGUGACUUGGAUUGAUCACUUGUUCUUGACAGUCGUUUAUGCAUCUAGUUCAGGGAAUCAGAAUGAGAGAUAGAGCAUAUAGGUAGCCAUGUGAGAUUUGAGCCUGUUCGUUUCUUUCUUGUGAAAUAGAUCCCUCUUACAUUAUGUGUAGCAUUCACGUUAUCAUUAGCUAAGAUGAUGGAGGCAUAGGAAUAGCCCACGACCAAAUUGAUUGUCCUGGUGUGUCAUACCCCCUAGUCAGCCCCUUUGAGCCGUGUCACUAUCUUUCGGUGUAUAAUGGAAAAUCACCCUUUUGCAUCUCUUAGAAGGUUCCACGAAGUGGUUUUUGCGUGUUCUCUGCUGUUUCUGCUAAAAAUAAUGUGAGGGUUGGAGGUAAUUCUUAAAAGUUGGGCAUGUGUUUGAAAAAUGUGCAGAGGUGGUUCUCUCAGGAAAUGAAAUGAAAAAAAAAGAAGAAAAAAACGAAUGAAAGCAAAAGAGAGCCACUACCAAGAAUCUGAAUCAUGCUCAUUAAGUAGUGUUUCUUAGCAGUCUGGCUUAGAAAUACUAACAUUAUUGUGACCUCCUUCGCUCUUGUGCUCUAAAGAAUUUGAGUAAUGCAGAAUGGCAGAAAGAAAGUAAGUGGGUUGAUUGGCUGUAAACGUGUUGGGUUUGGAACUGUGGAACCUUGUGCUAUGAAUACUUCCACCACCUAAAAGGCUUUUUCCCCAUGUCCAAGACCCUAGCCAGUCAUUUGAACCUGUGUCUAAGACCUCCGAAUUAGUUAGUGAUGACACCCAUUUUUGUGAACUCUAACAUUUAGAGGCUGCCGUCAUGGUGAAGAGACGUUAGGGAUUGAGAGAAUAAGUAUGCGCAUUUUUUGCAACAACUUGUCCUGACCCCGCUGGUCGAGAGUGAGAGAUUCAUUUCCUUGUCCUUUACACUCUUUACCCCGGUGAGGACCUAGAUGGCUCGGUCUUGAUUCUGAUGUCUUGAGUUUUAUGCAUGAGCUGACUGUCUUGAAUAAGUGGUUGAAUCAAGUCUAGGUUGGUUGGUGAACAUAAGGGAGACUCUUCCUUUACCCGAUUAUGCUGCACUCGAAUGUCCUAUGUGGUGGUUGUCCAGGUUGCUGUUGAAGUUGUUCAUGUGUUGAUGUCAAAAAGCCAGUAUGAUUCCCCAGUUUCGUGCCUAUAUGAUAUGUCCCCAAGGGUUGCAUGAUUGAAAUGUGUUGAGCUUUCCUUUUAUCUGACUUGGUUUGCUUGAGUACAAGCAAACGGUUAAGUGUGGGGGAAUUUGAUAACGUCGUAUUUGCACAUGUUUGCACCCUCGUUUCUUGAUCAUUUUGGCUUGAGUUUUUACUUUCUUGGAAUAUUUUACGCUAGGUUGUGUUCCUUUGUUACAUUUCAGAUCCUAGUAUGUAAAUUGAAGCAUAGGCGAAAGUUUCAAGUCAAUCAGAGAUCAUUUGGAAAUUUGGGAGAAGAAACACGAGCAUAACCUGAGGAAUAAUGGAUUUCUACUUCAUAUUAUGGACAAACAAUCAUGGAAUCUUGUCAUGAAAAGAAAGAGGAUGAGACUACGAGCGUCUGGGAUCAAACGACAACUGAUUCGGAGUCCGGACGAGGGAGGAACGAAGCAUUAAACAGGUGCGGAGGAAGAAAUACGGGCAUCCCCUGCCCAAUUACGGGCGUAAUUGCCACUGCCCUGACCGUAAAUGCAAUGCCGAGCCAAAUACCUGAGAAUGCCUUCGAAGAUCAAAAUACGAGCAAGAGCAAAAUGAACUACGGUCGUAAUUCCACAAAUACUGGCAGUAAUGGGUAGUUACGACCGUAAUUCCUCUCAUCAGUGUUAAGUAAAACGCGCGUUUUGGGUGAAAUACGGGCAGACCAUGUUUACGACUGUAAUUCAGCCUGUAUUUUGCCCAUAAUCGGGUUUUUGAGGCAGAUUCGAGCCAAAGGAGAGAGAAUCGAGUUUUUGAGCUAAAAACAGAGCUUUAGAGAGAGAAAGUGCGAAGAACACACCCUAGGAGCUAUUUGGAGUGGAUUUCUCACCAUUGAAGCCCAAAUUGCGUCCCUAGGAGUGAAGAUCGACAUCCCAAAGCAGAUUAUCCUCAUCUUUAUGAGUAUGACUACUCUGAUUUCUGUUUUCCUCACUCUCUCUAUGGAGUAGAACCUUCUCUCACUUGGGUAUGAAGAACCCUAGUUCCAUGUGUUAGGAAUCUUGAUUGUAAUGACUUGGGAUUGAUAUACUGAUUGGUUAUAAUCGAUUGAUGCAUGAUUCUUUGAGUCAAUUGAAGUCUGAUCAUCUUUUCUUGAUUUCUACUGCAAACUGAGAUAGAUAGAAUUUGAUUAGGUUGUUAGAGCUUCAUCAAUCGGUAGUGGUAGAUUGGUUAUACGAGAGUUAAUUGAUUUACUAAUUUGUACUGGAACCCAAUUCCAGUAGUGGAGUUCUGUGCUUAUUGCCUCAGCAGUCUAUCCCGGUGAAGGUUAGUCGCCUGCCGGUUAGCCUGCCUGAGAGGGCUUGGUCAGCUUAAGAGAUUCCAAGCUACUGUCGGAUCUUCCGCAGUUUAAUCAACAGUUAAUCAACCCAGGGUAAUUACAAUCUUGACCUAACUAAGGAGCUAGGGGGACUCAUUCCCGAGUGACUCUUCCCUUGCUAAAGAACUUUGAACCAUUUCCUGCUUUCAUACUGCUUUUAGUUAAAAUCACAAUCACUCGACUUAGUUUGCUAGAUAAUAGAUAAUCACCGAGUAAGCAGUAGAUCUAGACCCCGGGUUGACAAAUAGAGCUUGACACUUAUUGCAUUUCCGGAGUCUGAUUACACUUGGUCGUAGUUUGGUGUUGUGUUUUAGCGUGUCAGCUGGAGUCGGUGACUCCCCGCCAACCGUUACUGCCACAGCCGCACCAGCCCCAGGCCGCGGGCCAUCACCACCAGCUCGUCGAGUUAUACGUAAUUUGACGCCAAAGGAGGCCGCCAAGCGUAGGAUGGAUGGGCUCUGCUACAACUGUGAUGAGCGGUUCACCUAUGGUCAUUGUUGUGUCAACAACUAGGAGUGUUCAAAUGCUUACCAUGAUAAUUACCAAACCAAACAAGCUAAAAUUCUAUUAACCAUGGAAUACAAUAUCAUAACCAAACCGUGCAUACUAAUACAACAACCAAAUUAACCAAACUAAAGUUUAAUCGGUUUGGUUAAUUGGUUAACCAGAUUAACCAAUAUAACGUCACAUCAUCAUUAAGUGAGAAAAAUUUUGGUUAACGCAUCAAUUCACAAUUUAUAUGAUGAAUAAAACUCUACAAUGAACACAAUUAUAUUUAGCCCUUACAGAAAUACAUACAACUAAUACAAUUAUCUUAUAGUCAAUAGAAGUAUUCACCUGACAAAAAUAUAUGUCAAUUUAUUACGGGUGCUGGUACAUCUCUGCGAUGGUCAGGUCAGCCUAUGCCUAGAUUCUCAGUGAAAAAGGUUUGACUUUCUAUCCGAGCUUCUCACACUUUAGUUCCAUGAUCUAAGUUAGUUUGGGGACAAUUCUCUAUCCUAAGCAUAGCUUGAUCUUAUGGCUAAUUAUGCUCGAUAUAAUCUACACUCGUGAUAAGUUUGCAGCAUGGGGGAAGACAUAUGAGGUAGCACGUGUGCUCUGUCCAGGAGGUGUUGAAUCUUGAGACCACCUGUUUACAUCUUGCUCAUAUAUUGUCUAUGUCCUGCAGCACAGCUUAGUUGACUUCUCUCCGCUUCUUGUUUUUACUACCUGGCAUGAUUCUGUGAGUUAGGCUGUGAGUUUCUAGGAUGGUUCAAGUGUUAAACUCAAACUAUGUAAGUUGCUUUGGAAUAUGGUAAUGAGUUCUGUGUAGAAGGAGAGAUGCCGAAGAUGCUAUGGAAGUGGCCUACAACAUCCUCCAUAGCUAGUGACCCGGAUUCGAUCAGAAACUAGUUUUUUUUAUAUUAAUAGUCGGAUAGAUACACAAAAUGCUUUGUCCAGUUUUCAGUAGUAUAUAGCUUAUUGUAGUCUUAUUUCAGUUUGAUGAUGGUUUGUAAUCAAUAUACUUUGUAUUUUUUAGAGGGCCCUUAGUUGCAAGGGUUCUGGCGCUUAAUGCAUUUUUUAUUAACCAUAAAAAAUAUAUAUGUCAAUAGUAUGGAGUUAAUUAAUUGGUGUGAUUGUGUGAAUUGAAUUAGUCUCUUAGCAAUUAUCAUAGGUUGAAAAAGACCUUUCUUUCAAGUUUUCAUCUAAUAUAUUGUAUAAAUUUUAUCUAAAUUGGGCGUUCAUAUAUCAUGAUCUACACUCUACAAAUACAAGUAUAUUGUAUAUGAACAAUAUUAAACUUUAUUAAAAGGAAUGAAUGUUUGGCUCUUGAGUGGUUAUGCCAAUUAAGUGUGUGUAUAUAAUAUAUAUUAGAUAUAUGGAUAAUUACUUAACGGGUUAAUUUGGUUUAUAUGAAACCAAACCACCAAAACUAAACAAGCUAAAUUUGUUAACCAAAUCAAACCAAUUAUCCAAAUUAACCAAAUACUACCGGUUAAAACGAUUACCGUGGUAACCACGCCAAAUUAUCCAAAUUUAUCAUGAUCGGGGAAGAGGGGGGGGGGGGGUGGAUUGAUGCAUUUGCAAGGCGGGCUGCAAGGGAAGCAUUUUCAGUUUAUUAAUUACUAUUCUUAUUGGGGUAUUUCUAGGUUUACUUUAGUUAUUUCGGAUUAUUAUUGUUCUGUUUAGGUAGUAAAUCGUUUAGGAGUUGGAUUCGGUUUGGAUUACCUUGUUAGGGGGAAGGGGUUUAUAGGAUGCGUCCUAUAAAUAUGUACCUUAACCCAUACAUUUUAUUUAUCGAAGAAGAAUAAACCCUAGUAUUUUCAAUUUUCUUUAGUUUUCGUAUUUCAAGUUCCCGGCGCGUGAGGUUGUCACGUGUCAUUCUCAUGAUGAGACAAUAUCCAAUAAUAAAGGCAAACCUAAAGAUGAAAGGGUUAUUAAGGCUUUCUAAAUUUGACACAUUGUGUGAUGAAAUAGUGUAUUUCGAGAGUACAUGUACAGAAAUCAUCUUUGUGAGAUUGAAGUAGAGCCGCUUCAAGGAGAACAAAAGAAGGUUAGUUUUGUACAAACGGUGUUCAUGUCUAAAAAGUUCAAAAGAGAACCUACAUAUUCCAAUGCAACUACUUUUUUAGCUGAGAAUCACACAAUUUUUUUUGUUUUUUUUUUUUUUUUGCAUAGAUUUAAAACACAACAUUAUCCAUUCUCCAACUUGCGCGUGAUUUUAGAGUAAGAAGCCAUUAUGGCAUUCCGCAAUGAGAUCUCCGAUCACAUAGCCUUAGCUCGUGCACAUGCCGACCCAGUUUUAUAUAACAAACCACUUUGAAGGGAUGAGGCAGGAACUCUCCUCAGGAGCUAGCAACAAAGCAGUUUUUUGUCAUCUCUAAUACUGUCCAGUGAUGAAUAACAUAUUAGUUAACAGACUUAACUCCAUUAAAAGCCACGACUGCUUCUGAAGGGAAGCUUUACAUGGAACAGAAUGCAAACAUGGUUACCAAAUGAAAACCAACAUUCGUAAUGCAGCCCACCAAGGAAACCAAGAGUUCACAGAACAACUCUUUGCCGCCCACACAGAAAGCUGCCAAAUUCUCAGCCAUCUUGGUUUUGAACAUGAAUACAAACUCGUCGCAAUGACAUGACACUAACAGAAGAUCUUAAGCUGCCAAAUUUUCAGCCAUCGUGGAGUUCUGAAUACAAAUUGGUCGCCAUGGCAUGACACCAACAACGAAAGAACCAUGUGUUUUCUUUCUUUAGAGUUGACAACCAAGUUGUUUCUUUGUCCCACAUAUACUUGGAUUGGAAGAAGAAUGAAUUACAUGGCAAGCUUAGUACUAAACCCAUUAAUAAUCGGAGCUGCAACCCCCCUGGUUUCCUUCACAUACGAGAUGUAGUCGCUGUAAGUCAUUGUGAAAAGCGUGCUCUGGUAACGCGUCAGUUUAAUAGACUUUCGAAGUGACUCGGUGAUGACGCCAUUGUAGCCAGCUUUGCGCAUCAGCGACUCGAUUGCCUCCAAUUUCGCCCAACCUGAAAUCACCGCUCGCAGUGCAGGAAACUGUUACUUUCAAAAUGCCUUGCAACAGUCUCUUAGUUACGCAAUCACACAUAAAUAAAGUAGAAGGAAAAUUUCAGGAAUAGGCUAUUAUGGCAUAUUUCCUUGGAUUUCUAUAACGAAGAAAGAAAUGAAAUCCAC
This is a messenger RNA of Linum trigynum, 10925 nucleotides long. NCBI's taxonomy places the organism in Eukaryota, Viridiplantae, Streptophyta, Magnoliopsida, Malpighiales, Linaceae. The record is from the annotation of a GenBank genome assembly.